AGGGCCUUGCGGCUUUUUUUUCCGUCCGGGAGGGCAUCCGCGGACAGCCGGCGUGACUGCUCUGGGUCCGUGGCCGUGGGUGCGUGGGGACUCCCCAAAGGUACAGCAGAGGGGCCCCCGGAAGUCUGGCGACUCGAGCCCUCUCCGGCUCCUCCAUGCUUGGCUGGAGGCUGCUCGCUCAGGCCAGGUUCCAGGUGCUGGGCCGCCGCGCUGGGACCCUGGACGCUGCCCGGGGCUCCGGGAACAGAACAGACAUCUGGCUUUUAGUUAGAAGUCUCCAUGGCAAGAGUGGUACUUGGUGGGAUGAGCAUCUUUCUGAAGAAAAUGUUUCAUUUGUUAAGCAGUUGGUCUCUGAGGAAGAUAAAGCUCAAUUAGCAAGUAAACUGUGUCCUCUGAAAGAUGAACCAUGGCCUAUACAUCCUUGGAAACCAGGUUCCGCUAGAGUAGGCCUUGUCGCACUGAAAUUGGGCAUGAUGCCUUUAUGGACCAAAGAUGGUCAAAAGCAUGUGGCCACAUUACUCCAGGUACAAGACUGUCAUGUCCUAAAAUAUACUCCAAAGGAAAAUUAUGAUGGAAAAAUGGCAGCCCUAACUGUAGGAGGAAAAACUGUAUCCCGUUUCCGUAAAUCUACAGCUAAAUUGGAAUUUUACCAAGAACUUGGAUUGCCACCAAAACAGAAAAUUAAAAUAUUUCGCAUAACAGAUAAUGCUGCAAUUAAGCCAGGCACUCCUCUCUACGCUGCUCACUUUCGCCCAGGACAGUACGUGGAUGUCACAGCCAAAACCAUUGGUAAAGGUUUUCAAGGUGUCAUGAAACGAUGGGGAUUUAAAGGCCAGCCUGCUACUCAUGGUCAAACGAAAACUCACAGGAGACCUGGAGCUAUUUCAACUGGUGAUGUUGCCAGAGUCUGGCCUGGAACUAAAAUGCCUGGACAAAUGGGAAACAUCGAUAGGACAGAAUUUGGACUGAAAGUUUGGAGAAUAAACACAAAACACAAUAUAAUCUACGUAAAUGGCUCUGUACCUGGACAUAGAAAUUGCUUAGUAAAGAUCAGAGAUUCUAAACUACCUGCAUAUAAGGAUUUCGGUAAAAAUCUACCAUUCCCCACGUAUUUCCCUGACGGAGAUGAAGAGGAGCUACCCGAGAAUUUGUAUGAUGAAGAUGUGUGUCUCCCCAGCUCACCUUCUGUCACAUUUGCCUGACCUCACUGGACACGGAAGAACAUCACAUAUGUUUUUAACUUGGAUGAGCCAGAACAAUAAUACACCCAGGAAUUAUAUUUUGCUUUCUAAGCCAUAAUAAUAUCACACUUGCCACCUUUGUCAAGAGCAAAAGUGUGUCAUUUGUCCUUCAAUGGCAUUUUUUAAAAUACCAUAAUAAAUAAAUCAGUUAAGCAGAUUGGAUAUGCCACAUUUAGAUGGACUCACAGUUUGCCUAUUAGCAAAAUCUUUGUGAUUUGUGGAUUUUAUUCCUCUUUUUACUACAUGUUUUUCAAGUUAUCUUAAGAUCAACUUUUCACGUUACCUAUGUUCAUAUAUCUAACUCAGCUAAAAACCUGUCUUUGUGAACACACAGCUGUGGGGCAGUAGCGACUGUAUUGGGAACUGCGGUGCAGCCUGUGUGGAUAGCAUGACCCAUGUGUGUCCUGAGGUCCUGUUCUGUCAGUCUUCUGCCCUCAGAGUCCUAAAGGAGAGGAAAGGGAGCUUUCUGUUUAAACGACAGAAACACAGAUGUCAUAGUACAAGGCCUGCCAAAGACAAUAAAAUCAUAAAGUAUGGGUCUUAUUUACACUUGCAUUGAGAGAAAUAUUUUUAGUUUGAUCCCUCAACUAUGAGAUAUGUAUAAUCAUUUUUUCAUGAUGCCUUCUAAAAAGGAUUUGAAAUGGCCUGGAGCAGUACAUUCAACACACUUUUAUUAAGUACCUAUUGCUGAAGAUGUUAAUGGCUCCUGAAUUCUCUUCAUUGUAUGAAAUUAAAAUGUGUUUACCAAUGGCUACUUAUGACAAGCAAUAAAGCUUAACAAUGUUAAGUAUAA
Molecule: messenger RNA, 2034 nt
Organism: Phyllostomus hastatus (greater spear-nosed bat)
Lineage: Eukaryota; Metazoa; Chordata; Mammalia; Chiroptera; Phyllostomidae
Gene: MRPL3
Product: mitochondrial ribosomal protein L3
Exons: 10
Coding region: 156-1202 (348 amino acids)
Biological process (GO): translation
Cellular component (GO): mitochondrial large ribosomal subunit; ribosome
Molecular function (GO): structural constituent of ribosome
Source: RefSeq, a predicted model, not a curated record